AUGGCGUACACACUUGUGAUCUUCUUGGCUUUGCUAGCCAUGGCAAUGGCCGGCUCUAUUCAAUUUAAAGACUGUGGUUCCAAGGGUGCUACAAUUCAAUCAGUAGAUGUUGGAGGAUGUACGGCAGAGCCAUGUCAUCUUGUCCACGGCAAAAAUGCAACCAUGUCUGUCAAAUACACUGCAAGUGAGGACGUGCAACAUCCUACCAAUUCCAUAUAUGGUAUUAUUGCCGGAGUACCUGUCAAGUUCCCGUCCCCGGAGGAUUGCUGCUCAAAUAAAAAUCUCGUCUGUCCCAUUAAGUCAGGGACUUCGUCUCAAUAUAAUAUUGACAUAUAUGUUUCUCCUUCCUACCCAAAGAUUUCAGUCCUUGUCCAGAUGGCGGUCAAGGAUGAUAAUAAGAAUGACUUCCUUUGUUUAGUAUUUCCUGCCGUUAUCGCCGACAGCUAA
Molecule: messenger RNA, 447 nt
Organism: Ylistrum balloti
Lineage: Eukaryota; Metazoa; Mollusca; Bivalvia; Pectinida; Pectinidae
Product: NPC intracellular cholesterol transporter 2-like
Exons: 4
Coding region: 1-447 (148 amino acids)
Biological process (GO): intracellular cholesterol transport
Molecular function (GO): sterol binding
Source: RefSeq, a predicted model, not a curated record